Messenger RNA from Pipistrellus nathusii (Nathusius's pipistrelle), 822 nucleotides. The record is from the annotation of a GenBank genome assembly. Lineage: Eukaryota; Metazoa; Chordata; Mammalia; Chiroptera; Vespertilionidae.
AUGAAGAGGCAGGGGUCCUCCUCGGAGCGGACGCGGGCGCGGAUGCCGUCCGGGAAGGCCGGGACAGCAAAUGGAUUUCUCAUGGAAGUGUGUGUUGAUUCAGUGGAGUCGGCUGUAAAUGCAGAAAGAGGAGGUGCUGGUCGGAUUGAAUUAUGUUCUGGCUUAGUGGAAGGAGGAAUCACACCAAGUAUGGGUGUCCUUCAAGUAGUGAAGCAAUGUGUCCAGAUCCCAGUUUUUGUGAUGAUUCGGCCACGCGGAGGUGAUUUUUUAUAUUCAGAUCGUGAAGUUGAGGUGAUGAAGGCUGACAUUCGUCUUGCCAAGCUUUAUGGUGCUGAUGGUUUGGUAUUUGGGGCAUUGACUGAAGAUGGACAGAUUGACAAAGAGCUGUGCAUGUCGCUUAUGGCUCUGUGCCGUCCUCUGCCAGUCACUUUCCACCGAGCCUUUGACAUGGUUCAGGAUCCAAUGGCAGCACUAGAGACUCUGUUAGCCUUGGGAUUUGAACGCGUGUUGACCAGUGGCUGUGACAGUUCAGCGCUAGAAGGGCUACCUCUAAUAAAGCGACUCAUAGAUCAGGCAAAAGACAGGAUUGUGGUAAUGCCAGGGGGUGGCAUAACAGACAGAAAUCUGCAAAGAAUCCUUGAGGGUUCUGGUGCUACAGAAUUCCACUGUUCUGCUCGGUCUGCUAGAGAUUCAGGAAUGAAAUUUCGAAAUCCCUGUGUUGCCAUGGGUACCUCUCUUUGUACCUCAGAAUAUUCUCUAAAGGUAACAGAUGUGACCCAAGUAAGGACUUUGAAUGCUAUUGCAAUGAAUAGUCUGGUUUAG